This is a messenger RNA of Drosophila guanche, 3416 nucleotides long. RefSeq names its product protein ovarian tumor locus. The transcript has 9 exons. The record is from RefSeq and is a predicted model, not a curated record. Lineage: Eukaryota; Metazoa; Arthropoda; Insecta; Diptera; Drosophilidae. The coding region runs from base 323 to 2983 and encodes 886 amino acids.
CUGUGACUCUAUUACAAAACGGUGCGGUGUUCGGACGCGGAUAAGCUGAAGCUGGUGGUCGAGAGAUAUAUAACAAAAUUAGAUCAGUGCAAGUACAAGGAAAUAAAAUAGAAAGAAAGCAACAAAAAAAACCCAAUUUGAGUCGUUUUGUGUAAUUUUUUUUAACAUUUUCGUUACAUAUACUUUUUGCCCAUUCUCCGUACGUGUGUGCCAGCCGACCAUCCUUAUUCCGGCUAGUUCAUUUUAUAUUUAGUUAGUUUUUUGUCUUUUUCGACCGAUAUCGCACAUCGUAAUUAAUUGCCUUUGUCACUGUAAGUAGUUGAUGCAUCUCACCAUGGAGUCACUUUUGAUGGAAAUGGUACGCCCGGUUACCUCGGGCAGUCGCCAGGCACCUGAUCCAUUCGACCAGUAUCUGGAGUGUCACGGGCUCUACCGCAAGCACACGGCCCGCGACGCCUCCAGCCUGUUCCGUGUGAUUGCCGAGCAGAUGUACGACACCCAGCAUCUGCACUAUGAGCUGCGUCAGGAAUGUGUUCGCUUUAUGACACGCAAGCGUCGCAUGUUCGACCAGUACAUUAACGGAAAUUUCGACAAGUAUUGCAGAGAGUUGGCCAAGCCCAAGACCUACGGCACCAUGCUCGAGCUGCGGGCCAUGUGCCUCAUAUAUCGCCGUAAUGUGAUCCUGUAUGAGCCCUUCAACUUGGGUGCUGGUGUGACCUUUAAUCACCGCUUUGUGGACAACUUUCGCGUGUUCUACACCAAUGAGAACCACUUUGAUUCCGUAUUUGAGCGCGAGUGCAUGGCGUCGGCAGCCGUUUGUCAGUCAAUCACUUUCAAGCUGCUCUACCAGUCGCUGUUCAAGCUGCCCGACGUGAGCUUUGCUGUGGAGAGUAUGCUCCAUCCGGACAACUUCAAGUGGGACUUUUUCAAGGCCGAAUUCGACCACAGGGGCUAUAUGGUGCGGCUGCGCUGUAGCGAUGGCCGCUACUUCCCGCUGGACCUACCAGAGCUCACAAAAUGCAUUCUGGAGAAUUACAAGCUGUGUAAAUUUCAUAACAGCAGAAGAACAGGGAGCAGCCACCUUAGCCUGUGCAACGGCAACGACGAUGGCGAGGGCAAAGUCGUAUGCGAGUCGGGUGAGAAGCCGCCAGAGCAUGACUUACUGCAAAUGUGUCCGAAUCGUUAUGUCUCGUGUGUGCGUCAGCUGCUGGAUGAUGGUAUCACUCCGUUUCCAUACAAGGUGGCCAAGUCCUUGGACCCAGAUAUGUAUCGCAAUGUGGAAUUUGAUGUUUGGAAUGACAUACGCAAGGAGACAAAGCGUCACAGUGUCUAUAACAAUGAUUACAACUUUAAGGUGGGCGCCAAGUGUCUGGUGGAGUUCAGGGUGCAGAACCAAGCAUGCCACUACACGGCCUACAUACAGAGCAUCAACAUCAGAAAGAACGAGUGUGUUGUGUUUGUGGAGAAAUUUGGCAGAAAGAUUUUGGCACCCUAUGACACGCUACAUCCGGUGGCACCCGAAGAUUUUCAUCCCUGGCAGAUGCCCUAUCGCCACCACAUGCACCAGCACCAGCAGCAGCAGCAGCAGCGGCAAAUGCAACGCGAUCACAUGACCAAAUACUUUAACAAAAACAAGUUGCAAAAGUGGAAGAAAUCCAAGCAGAUGGACCCGAGCACAUACUUACAGCCACAUCCAGAGAUACAGCCGCAGCCGCGUCUUCUACGACACUCGCAGCAUUCGCGCCCUCGUGAAGACUCGAUGGAUCGUGCAUACAAAAGCAUGCUAGCAAUCAUUAAUCUCGAGCCGGAACAGGAGAAGGAGCAGACCCAAACGCAAACGCAGGAUCAGGAACAGGAGCAGCAGCAGCAACAGAAGUCUUUGCCUUUGAAAUCCGAGACGCGUGAGCGUGAUGAGCGGGUCCUAAAAUGGCGUCAGACGACAUCCAAUAAAUCACAGAAGCCAUCAGCCACUGGGAAACUAUCGGCCACAGCAACGGAAGGCGCUUUAGGAGCUACUCACUUUGUGAACUUUAUGCCGCUGAUGGGAGUGGGCGGUGGCCAGGUCCCACCACCACUGCCAGCCUGGGCAGGCUCUGGGCUAGCCGUGCCCGAGGAGGCUUAUCGCUUUCCCAUGCCACCGCCGCCGCCAUCAAUGCUGCCCUUCGCUGGAUAUGCACCAACGCCGCCGGGUUCUAUUGCCUUGCAUCCGCAGCUACCGUUUAUGCCGCUGCCACCGCCGCCACAGCCGAACCGUGCAGCUCCAUCGCUACAUACCCCGCACCCGUUUGAGGGACAGCCACGUCGCUCAUUUAUGAGUCGCGGGGAUAUGCCGCCAGAUAUGGAAACACUAAGAUACUUCUACAACAUGGGCGUGGACAUGCAUCUUCGCAUGUCGACGGUCGGAAUGGAAUCGGAGUUGAAUGCUGGCGGACUAGAGGAGCAAUUGGGCAGCCUCAAUGUGACCCCACCGCUCACACCCGAUGCCGGUGAGCAGGACAAGGUCAAUCCGUUUGGGUCCAAGCGCGGCCCCAAGUUACGCGGCAAGCAUCCAGAGCAGCUGAAAGACCUAAACGAUAAGCUGUCACAGGCAGUGUCUCUCUUGCCCACACCCACGGCAACGCCAUCGCCCAGUGCCAGUGGCGGCAGGGCGUUCAGCUUCUUUAGCUCGUCGCCGGGCGGCUUGCCACUGUCGCCGACUCAUCUGGUGACACCGUCAGGGCCGCCAAUAUUCUUUCAACCAGGACUGCCACAGCUAACCACACUGCCCAGAGGCGGUACUGGAGGACAGAAUCACUAUGCCUGGCCCUUGUCGCCCACAAUGGUGCCUGCGGCCGCUGCUCCGCCACUCUUUGAAGUGAUCAACAACUUCUCCAACGAUGUCAAGCCGCUGCAUCAGCCGAAGAAACAGCAGCAGGCGGCCACCAAGUCUUCCCCGGCCAACAAACAGGUAGCAGAUGCCUAUGCUUCAACUCGUCAUCAAUAAAAGGGGGGAAAGACAACAAAGGAUCACCUGAAAGACCCAACACCAAACCAGCCACCAACCAUCCACCAGCCAAAACACUCCAACAGAAUGAUCCUAAAUUUGACUUGCAUUUUUUAAAAAUUCACUCAAUCGCUUUUUAAAUUUGUAGACUUUUUAACACCCGUAAAGUAUAGCCCUCAAGCAACUACCAUAACUGUAUACGAUAUAUAUAUAUUUUUUUAAAACGCACGCCACAAAUAGCAUGAGGGAUCCAUCCUAGGAGCACAAGUUGAACCCCCACAGGAGAUUGCACGGCCAGGCUCAAGUUCAAUUUUAAAUCUUCACUUUUAUGCAAUUUUAUUAGUUCUAAACAACACAACAGAACACUUAAGAACCAUUUGCUUAACGAAAUGAUAUUUAAUCCAACAUUUAAACUACAACAAUUCUACAUAAA